Pistacia vera is the source of this 2744-nucleotide messenger RNA. RefSeq names its product exocyst complex component SEC6-like. Gene Ontology annotation, biological process: exocytosis; exocyst localization. The coding region runs from base 70 to 2508 and encodes 812 amino acids. Gene Ontology annotation, molecular function: SNARE binding. The record is from RefSeq and is a predicted model, not a curated record. The transcript has 26 exons. Lineage: Eukaryota; Viridiplantae; Streptophyta; Magnoliopsida; Sapindales; Anacardiaceae. Gene Ontology annotation, cellular component: exocyst.
CGCCAAAUUCGAGAAACGAGCGUACAAUCUGGUGAUAAUUGAAUCGAUUCAACAGAGCAAAUCAGCAAGAUGAUUAGUGAAGAUCUUGGCGUUGAGGCUAAGGAAGCCGCGGUUCGAGAGGUCGCAAAGCUCUUCACUCUUCCCGAUCUCCUCCAGUCCAUCGCCGACAUGAAGGCCGAUUAUAUUGCGCGCCAACAGGCAAAUGAUGCGCAACUUAGUACAAUGGUGGCGGAGCAGAUUGAACAGGCACAGAACGGGUUGGAAUCACUUGCUUUUUCUCAGAAGGCGAUAACUCAGCUCCGUGAGAACUUCAUUUCUAUUGAAAAGUACUGUCAAGAAUGCCAAAAUUUGAUAGAAAAUCAUGAUCAGAUAAAGCUCCUUAGCAAUGCGAGGAAUAACUUAAAUACAACUCUGAAGGAUGUUGAAGGUAUGAUGUCUAUUUCUGUUGAAGCAGCUGAGGCUCGGGACUCUUUGAGUGAUGAUAAAGAACUCGUUAACACUUAUGAGAGGUUAACUGCACUUGAUGGGAAAAGGAGAUUUGCAUUAGCUGCUGCAGCGUCUCAUGAAGAUGAAGUUGGCAGAUUAAGAGAAUAUUUUGAAGAUGUUGAUCAAACUUGGGAGACAUUUGAGAAGACAUUAUGGGGUCAUAUCUCCAACUUCUAUAAACUUUCAAAAGAAAGCCCACAAAGUUUGGUUCGUGCUUUGAGGGUUGUUGAAAUGCAAGAAAUUCUUGAUCAGCAACUUGCUGAGGAAGCUGCUGAAGCUGAAGGAGGGGAUGCGAUGGCAACAAUUGCAAAUCCUCGCAGAACUGCCAAGAAAGCAGCUUCUUCCAAGAACCUGACACAGCAGAAGUUAAAGGUUCAAGACAAAGGUUAUAAGGAUAAAUGCUACGAGCAAAUAAGGAAGACAGUUGAGGAACGAUUCAAUAAACUUCUUAAACAGUUUGUUUUUUCAGACCUAAAAGCUGCUCUAGAGGAAGCACGAACGUCUUGUAAUAUGGAGAUAAGCAUUAGAGAUCUUAUUUCUCGAGGAACUGGAGAGUUGCUAAACCAAGAGUCACUAAUAUGUUUGGUCAAGAAAAGUAAAAUUGAAGCACAGCCUCUCUUCUCUCUCUAUCUCUGUACACAUUUCUCACUCUCUUUGUCUCAUAAAUCGUUGCAGCAACAAAUCGGAGAAGAGCUUGGAGAUAUAUAUGACUAUGUGGCCCCAUGUUUUCCUCCAAGAUAUGAAAUUUUCCAGCUAAUGGUAAACUUGUAUACUGAGAGAUUUAUUCAGAUGCUGAGAUUGCUUAGUGACAGGGCAACUGAACUGACGAAUAUAGAGAUUUUAAAGGUGACUGGUUGGGUUGUUGAAUACCAAGAUAAUUUAAUUGGCCUUGGUGUUGAUGAGUGUCUUGCUCAAGUUUGUUCUGAGAGUGGUGCCAUGGAUCCCCUGAUGAAUGCAUAUGUUCAGAGAAUGCAAGCUACGACAAAAAAAUGGUACUUGAACAUCCUUGAGGCUGAUAAAAAACAGCAUCCAAAGAAAAGUGAUGAUGGAAAGCUAUAUACUCCAGCUGCUGUUGAUUUGUUCAGGAUCCUUGGGGAACAAGUGCAAAUUGUUAGGGAUAAUAGCACUGAUGUUAUGCUAUACAGGAUUGCUUUGGCCAUAAUUCAGGUAAUGAUUGAUUUCCAAGCAGCUGAAAGGAAGAGACUUGCCGAACCUCUUUCUGAACAUGACCUGGAACCUUCAUGUGCAAUGUUAAACAACAAUUUGCGCUGCUAUAACCUUGCGAUGGAGCUGAGUACUAGCAUUAUAGAAGCUCUUCCACCAAGCUAUGCUGAGCAGAUUAAUUUUGAAGACACUUGCAAAGGUUUUCUAGAGGUUGCAAAGGAAGCUGUGCUCCUAACUGUGGCUUUUGUCAUGGAUGAUCCUGGGGUGCAAGGGUUAAUUGGCAAGCUUUUUCAGAAAGACUGGUAUGAAGAUAAUGUCACUAGGUUCCUACUUCCAACAUUCGGUGAUUAUUUUUUGGAUGUGAUGACGUUCAUUGAAGAGAGAUCAUUUAAGAGAUUUGUUGAAGCUUGCUUGGAGGAAUUAGUGGUCUCUUACGUUGAUCAUCUUUUAACACAGAAAGACUACAUCAAGGAGGAAACCAUCGAACGGAUGAGACUAGAUGAAGAGAGUAUUACGGACUGCUUUAGGGAGUAUAUAAGUGUAAAUAAAGUUGAAAGCAAAGUUAGGGCACUGAGUGAUUUAAGAGAACUUGCUUCAGCAGAGAGCCUGGACACCUUUACACUUAUCUACACGAAUAUUCUUGAACAUCAGCCUGACUGUCCGCCUGAUGUUGUGGAGAAGCUUGUUGCACUUCGAGAGGGUAUACCACGGAAGGACGCAAAGGAGGUUGUACAAGAGUGUAGAGAAAUCUAUGAGAAUUCUCUUGUUAAUGGAAAUCCACCAAAGGCUGGUUUCCUUUUCCCAAAGUUGAAGGCCUUAUCAGCUUCCAAAUCAUCUCUGUGGCUAAAAUUGGGUUAAUUCAAUGCCUAUGCUCAACACUAAGCUUCUGCUACAGGUGGACUUCUGUAAAUUCAACGCCGAUACUCAGAUACUCAACACUAAGAUUCCGCUACAGGUAGACUGCUGUAAAUUUUUACCCUCGUUUUUAUUUUUCUUUUUUUUUUUUUUUCGCUGUUGCUAUUCAUUGUUUCUUUAGCAGCAUGUUAUUCUUUAAUAUUCAACUUCUGGAAAUGAAUUAAUUUUUUUGUAGUGAA